UGCGUGCCCCGGAAGUCCUUUUCUCCCUUGGGAGGAAGCCGGCGUGUGGCGUCUGGGGAAGAGUGUUGUUUGGCGGUGACUUUGAGGGACUCCAAGUCUGUCCGGGGGCUGUCACGUUCGCGAUGCUGCGCGUAUUCUUUCCUCCUCUAAAAGCGGUGCUGGGGAGUCCAGGCGUCCGGCUCCUGGCUCCCAGGGGGGCUCCCCGGUGUGGUUGCCAUUAUGGGCAAAAGCUCCCUCUCUUGCAAAGGCAGCGCAGCACUCUGUCUGAAGUAGCUAUGCAGGCUGGAAGGGAGGCAGUGCGUAUCCCCACGAAGGCCGCGGAGCGGAUUAUGGGCCGUUGGCUCUUGGUCUGCAGUGGAACAGUGGCAGGAGCAGUUAUUCUUGGUGGAGUGACUAGGUUGACAGAGUCUGGGCUCUCCAUGGUAGAUUGGCACUUGAUAAAAGAGAUGAAACCACCCACAAGCCAAGAAGAAUGGGAAGCAGAGUUCCAAAAAUACCAGCAGUUUCCAGAAUUUAAAAUCUUGAACCAUAACAUGACCUUGGCAGAAUUCAAGUUUAUCUGGUACAUGGAGUAUUCACACCGAAUGUGGGGACGAAUUGUGGGCCUAGCAUAUAUCCUUCCCGCUGCCUACUUUUGGAGAAAGGGUUGGCUCACCCAUGGCAUGAAAGGUCGUGUCCUUGCCCUCUGUGGCUUAGUCUGUUUCCAGGGACUGCUGGGAUGGUAUAUGGUGAAGAGUGGAUUAGAAGAAAAGCCAGAUUCUUAUGACAUCCCUCGGGUGAGCCAGUAUCGCCUGGCCGCUCACCUGGGCUCGGCCCUUGUCCUCUAUUGUGCCAGCUUGUGGACUGCACUCUCCCUCUUGCUUCCUCGAGACAAGUUGCCGGAAACCCGUCAGCUCCUGCAGCUGAGGCGAUUCGCUCAUGGGACGGCGGGCCUGGUUUUCCUUACAGCUCUUUCAGGGGCUUUUGUGGCAGGCCUGGAUGCUGGCCUUGUAUACAACUCCUUCCCUAAGAUGGGAGAACGAUGGAUCCCAGAGGAUCUUUUUACUUUCUCUCCAGUCCUUAGGAACGUCUUUGAGAAUCCAACCAUGGUGCAGUUUGAUCACCGAAUCCUGGGAAUCACUACAGUCACAGCCAUUACUGGGCUUUACUUCCUUUCCCGGAGAAUCCCCCUUCCUCGAAGGGCCAAAAUGGCGGUGGCAACAUUGCUGACUGUGGCCUAUGCACAGGUGGGCUUGGGCAUUAGUACUCUGCUGAUGUAUGUUCCAACCCCUUUGGCUGCAGUCCACCAGUCAGGGUCCCUGGCUUUGCUCAGCGUGGCCCUUUGGCUUAUGAAUGAACUGCGGCGAAUCCCAAAGUAAUGCUCAGGGCAGCUGCUUUUUGGGCCAUGCCCAGGCUUUUGACAGCUCUUAGAGGGCAUUGAGCUUCCCUCACACUGGAUUGAGAAAAUGAUGUGGGGGACAGAUCCGAUGAUCAAGGAUGAGGUUACUGGGCUGAGGAUUCUUUUUCAAACAAAACAAAACUGCCCUUCACCCCUAAGGUGAAAAGUUGUCACUUGUUUUUUAACAUGAUGUCUAAGAUCCCUCCCAACUUUUAAAACUGUCUGAUUCUUUUGAUCCAGCAGUACCACUGCUAGUUCUGUGUCCCAAAGAGAUUUAAAAAAAAAAAAAGGUAAAAGGUAAAGAACCUAUUUGUACAAAAAUAUUUAUAGCAGCUCUUUUUGUGGGGGCUAAGAAUUGGAAAUUGAGGGGAUGCCCAUCAAUUGGGGAAUAGCUAAACAAGCUGUGGUAUGUGAUUGUAACGGAAUAUUACUGUGCUAUAAGAAAUGAUGAAUGGGCUGGUUUCAACCUGGCAAGACUUACAUGAACUGAUACAAAGUGAAGUGAGCAGAACCAGGAGACCACUGUACACAGUAACAGUAAUAUUGUACAGUGAAGAACUGUGCAUGACGUAGCUAUUCUCCGCAAUAUGAUGGUCAGGACAUUCCCAAAGGACUCAUGAUGAAACAUGCUGUCCGCCUCCUGAGAAGGAGCUGAUGGAGUCUGAAUGCAGACUGAAGCAGACUAUUUUUUGCACUUUUUUUUUAAUCUUGCACAAAAUGUUAUACAUGAUCAGAUGGCUUACCACCUCAGGGAGGGGGGUAGGGAGGAAGGGAAGGAUAGAAUUUGGAACUUAGAACAUUUAAAAAAAAAGUUAAAAGUUGUUUUCACACAUAAUUGGGGAAAAAUAAAAUAUUAUUUAAAAAGACUUACUGAUUCUGAUCCAGUCUUACAGUAAAUUGGGAAACGAAAUGUGAAGUAUUCGUAUUUACUGUUGAAGGAGCUUCUUCUCAAGCUGCUCUUUUUCCCUCUUUCUCUUUUAUCAUCAGCUUGGGGCAGAAUUCGGUGGGAACAGGAGGGUCAAAACUGAACAGAAAUCUGUUCAGGCCCCGCGAUCUUCACACUUGAGUUUGGGGUAGGGAAUAGCACCUCCCACAUGGAAGGUACUCAAAUAUCUAAGCAGCUGUAGGGAUGGGAAAAAGUAAAAACCAGGGACACAAAAGAUCCAUUAGUUAUGAACCUUUUACCCAAGGCCUGGACAAAAUCUUUGUCAUACAUAGUGUCAAAUGGCAUGAAAGAAGACGGGUGCUUUUUGUUUUUUUUAUUUUGAAAGAAGUUUAAUUUUGAUAUUGCUGUACAAAUGAUUGCACAUUAAACAUGAUUUCACAGCAAGCUUGUUUCCAUUUAAAUUGUUAAAUUACAUAAGAUUGAUAAGAAACCAGUUGUAUAAAUAUAAAAACCGGAGCCGGUAGAAAAACCACUGCCACAAAGGCAAAUUGUUGGCAAAUUGCCUCACCUCUCAUUUCGGACCCUUUGCACAGAUAGUGCCCCAUAUGUGGAAUGUGCUCUCCUCAGACUCCUCGCCUUCCUUCAAAGCACAGUUCAGGUGCCUGAUCCUGACCCCCCCUCCCCCAUCUCACUCAUUUGCACCCUCUCCUUGAAAUUAUUUCACACAUUUCCUACUCACUCAUGUACGUACAUGGUAACCACCAGAUGUAAGCUCCAUGAGGGGAAGGCAAAAUAAUUUUUAAAUUACCUUAAUAAAAGCUUACUGACUAUAA
Trichosurus vulpecula (common brushtail) is the source of this 3097-nucleotide messenger RNA. RefSeq names its product cytochrome c oxidase assembly protein COX15 homolog (gene COX15). Lineage: Eukaryota; Metazoa; Chordata; Mammalia; Diprotodontia; Phalangeridae. Gene Ontology annotation, biological process: heme A biosynthetic process. Gene Ontology annotation, molecular function: oxidoreductase activity, acting on NAD(P)H, heme protein as acceptor. The transcript is spliced from 9 exons. The record is from RefSeq and is a predicted model, not a curated record. Gene Ontology annotation, cellular component: mitochondrial inner membrane. The coding region runs from base 123 to 1358 and encodes 411 amino acids.